AUGAAGAGCCCUCUGGUGCAUCUGAUAGCAUUGCUAUCAUCGUCAAACCUCAUUCUCCAAUCAGCAGCAUCCUCGCUCACAAUCCAGAUCCCUUCGAACAACAUCCUCCCGAAUCCCCAUGUCCUCCCACCAAACACGCACGCAACCUUGACAACAUUACCUUCGUCGUUGUCCCCAGACCAGAAACAUGUAAUCUCGACACCAUUGACUGAUACCGCCGAGUUCCACUUCUCGGAUCUGCCAUCGACAGGCGCCGAAUCAUACCUCCUCGACAUCAGAUCGAAAGAAUAUAUUUUCGCGCCGUGCAGAGUCGACAUUGCCGCCGAUGGCACGGUGUUGGGGAUCUGGGAGACGUUCCGCGGUAAUCAAUGGGACAAUCGUGGACUGGAGCGAUACACGAAGUUGAAGAGUCGGGAGGGACUGCGGGAUGUUGAUGUAGUCGUGCAAGCCAAGGUUUUGGCGAAACGAGGGUUCUAUGAGGAGAGGCCGAAAUUCUCCCCUCUGACUUUGUUGAAGAACCCUAUGAUCUUGAUGUCCGUCUUCGCUCUCGUGGCCACUCUCGGAAUUCCCAAAUUGCUAGAAAACAUGGACCCCGAAAUGCGUGAAGAAUUCGAAAAACAAUCCCGCGCAGGCCCUCUCUCAUCCGCUACCCGCGUUGCGGCUGCCGGUGCCAAUCCCGGUGCUGGUGCUGGAGCACCUGGAUUUGAUAUUGCGGGCUGGAUGGCUGGUGCCACGUCUUCGCCGAUGAAUACUGCUGGUGGUGCAGGUUCGGCUACAGGGCGUGAUUCGGGUGCUGCGGCGCGGAGGAGAUAG
Molecule: messenger RNA, 813 nt
Organism: Talaromyces marneffei
Lineage: Eukaryota; Fungi; Ascomycota; Eurotiomycetes; Eurotiales; Trichocomaceae
Exons: 3
Coding region: 1-813 (270 amino acids)
Cellular component (GO): EMC complex
Source: RefSeq, a predicted model, not a curated record